CUCCUCCCAGAUCUCCAGUCACUCGAAGAGUCGAAAUCGAACACCGAGCAGUCUCAAACCGCCGCCAACCGCCGACGAACUAGAGAUGCCGACCGUCGACACCUUCAAUUCGAAGUUCGAAGUUCGACUUCGGCACUUCGCCGACCCAGUUUUGAGUUUUCCUCCAUUAAUUCGAACUAAAAAGAGACGAGCAGAAGCAGCUCGCAUUCGGGAGAAAUAUCCUGAUAGAAUUCCUGUGAUUGUAGAGAAGGCUGAAAAGAGAGACAUUCUGGACAUUGAUAAGAAAAAUACUUUUUUGGGAUUCUUAGCACUUAUUCGCGAGAGAUGAUUGACGAGCUAAGAGAUAUGUGGGUGAAAUAUUUAAACAAUCAAAAAUGAGACGAUGGAGAUUGAA
Beta vulgaris subsp. vulgaris (sugar beet) is the source of this 394-nucleotide messenger RNA. Its product is annotated as autophagy-related protein 8f-like. The coding region runs from base 86 to 328 and encodes 80 amino acids. NCBI's taxonomy places the organism in Eukaryota, Viridiplantae, Streptophyta, Magnoliopsida, Caryophyllales, Amaranthaceae. Gene Ontology annotation, biological process: cellular response to nitrogen starvation. The record is from RefSeq and is a predicted model, not a curated record. The transcript is spliced from 4 exons.